Cuculus canorus (common cuckoo) is the source of this 709-nucleotide messenger RNA. RefSeq names its product NADH:ubiquinone oxidoreductase subunit AB1 (gene NDUFAB1). Bases 57 to 512 code for a protein of 151 amino acids. Gene Ontology annotation, cellular component: mitochondrion. Lineage: Eukaryota; Metazoa; Chordata; Aves; Cuculiformes; Cuculidae. Gene Ontology annotation, biological process: fatty acid biosynthetic process. The transcript has 4 exons. The record is from RefSeq and is a predicted model, not a curated record. Gene Ontology annotation, molecular function: acyl binding; acyl carrier activity.
GCCGGGUCACGCAGAUCACGUGGUCGCAGUGGCCCCGCCGCCGGGACGCCCGGGUCAUGAUGGCCGCUCGCGCCCUCUCGGCCUGCGCCCGCCGCCUGCUCCCGCGGCCGCCCCUGGCCGCGCCGCCGCCCGCCGCGCUCCGCACGCUGUGCCCGCUUCCGGCGACGCUGAGGCCCCGGGGGCCCGGCCCGGCCCGGCGCUGCCUGGCUCCCCCCGUCCCACCGCUCGCCCUGUGCCGCCCCUACUCGGAGCUGCCGCCCCUCACCCUAGACGGCAUCCGCGAGCGCGUACUGUACGUGCUCAAGCUGUACGACAAGAUCGACCCCGAGAAGCUCACAGCUGAGUCCCAUUUUAUGAAGGACCUGGGUCUGGACAGCUUGGACCAAGUGGAAAUCAUCAUGGCCAUGGAGGAUGAGUUCGGAUUUGAAAUUCCUGAUGGAGAUGCAGAGAAGUUAAUGUGUCCACAAGAGAUUGUCGAUUACAUUGCAGAUAAGAAGGAUGUUUAUGAAUAAAACCAGUUCUUUGAGGCCAAGAGGCGACUGCACAGCCAGGAUGGGGCUGGUGUCAGCAGGGUGAAAGUAAGCGCACAUGCUGUACUGUUGCUGCUUCCAUCGCAACGUUGUGCUUGGACGUUGUAUUUAAAGCUGUUGAACUGUAUUGUCCUUUAAAAACAGGGGGAAAAAAGGAAUAAAUAUCUAAGACCACUGUG